CUGUGUGGUAGAUGGUAGAUGAUUCACACAUUCACGACCCUGGUCUGUGUAACUUUUCACACACUGCUGCUGUUGAUGUGUUGGUGUGUGUGUUUCCGAGCGAGUGAAACAAGUUUAGAAAAGAAAUAUUACCUACUCGAUACUUUCAGUCACAAGCAUAUUUGCUUGCGUUGCAACGAUAUUCGUGCUAGCACCCUCCCUCCGAGUCUGCUAAGUGUCGGAGCAAUGGCGGUCAAACCCCCAGGCUCAAUGCCCUGGCGCAAAUCACGUUUUCAACGAAAAGGAUAUCCUCCGGAGAUUUUCCAGGACGUGAAAUUUCGCGAGAAGAAGUACCUUUGCUCACAUUGUCACCAGGUGCUUGACCAGCCGCGUAGUGGUCCGUGUGGACACCGCUACUGUCGACUUUGCCUUGAAGACCGCAUAGAUCGGAUGAGACCCACUGCUGAAUGCUACUGGAAGGAUUGCCAGGCAGUUCUGAAACCAGCCGAGCUGGUGGAUGAGAAAGACUUGGCAAAUGAGCUGGAAAAGCAAACGGUCAAGUGUGAUUCGGGGCUAUGUGAAUGGAGUGGUAGCCUCAGAGAUUAUGUGAAACACGAGGAAGAAUGUCAGUAUGGAUACUCCUGUUGUCCAUUUGGCUGUGAUGUGAAGACACCUCGACGACAGAUUUCCCGUCACUACAAGCAACAUGCACUCCUUCACCAGGACUUACAAACACCUGAACAACAAACCGGGGUCAUUGAUCAACUGAAGACGGAAGUAGAGAAGGUUCAGCAUGAUGUGGAUGCAAUGCAGGUUGCAACACAAAAUCACUAUAGGUUUAUUCGUAAUACCUCUACAUCAUUUGGUAGCGAGGGUAAUGGCAGGGUGCAGUUCAGUAAUCCACGUGGUAUCACAAUCAGCAGCGAUGGAAAGGUCUUUAUUGCUGAUGCGAGCAAUCAUCGGGUGAAGGUCACCACACUGGAUGGUACAUACAUACGUGAUAUAGGCACAAAGGGCAGUGGUAAUGCUGAAUUCAAGUAUCCCUCUGAUGUAGCUGUGGAUGACGAUGGUGAUCUUGUGGUGGUUGACUAUAGCAACAAGAGACUGCAUGUCCUACAUCAGGAUGGGUCUUACGUGAAAACGAUUGGUAACGGUGCUAUUGGUGACUCGUAUGGUGUUGCAGCACUGUCUCUGCCCCAGCAUGGUAUUUGUUAUGCUGUAACCGAUUACACUGACGGUUGUGUGAGAGUGUUCGCUUCUGACACAUUCUCUCACGUUGCUACCUUCGGUGCAAGCAGUUGUCUUUCUCGUCCGUCCGGCAUUGCAGUAUCACCCAGUGGUACUGUGUAUGUUAGUGACACUAGCAAACACCGUAUCACAAUGUUCUAACUGUUGUCCUGGAGCAUCUUGUUUCUUGUUCUACACUAAUGUUUCUCACUGCUGUGAAACAAGAACAGGACCAGUAUUAGCAGUUUUGUUUGCUCAGGCUUUACUAUAGUAUUUCAGUUUUGGUUGUGUGACACAUCGAGUAUGCAUAACCUACCCAGUAGCUAACAUGCAUUGGGCAGGCGAACAGUAGAUCCAGCCAAGUCCUGACCGACUGGAGCAGUUCCAACAUGUCUGAUUAAGAUGAUGAACUGAUGAACAUUGCCAAUUACUGUUUAUCAUGCUUGCAUGAUUGAAUGUGUGCUUGCAUAUGUGUGUAUGUGUUUGUGUGUGCAUUUGUUUGUGUGUGUGUGUGUGUGUGUGUGUGUGUGUAUGUGUGUUUGUGUAUGCGUGUGUGUAUGCAUGCAUUUGCUUAUAAACUCCUGCCCUGAGUUGUAUAUAUACAUGGUACUUGGAUCACUCUCAUUGUUACAAUCCUAUUCUCGAUGUGCAGAGGAUGAUUCUAUUGAUUGUGUUAGCUGCGUGCUCUUUUUCCUUUCUCUGAAAAUCUAUUGCAUUUCAGCGAAAUGUCUCGCUGCUUAGUAUCGCAAUACAUCAAAAAGUUUUUUUAUGUCACUUUUGGAUACAAUGAAGAAUGAGCACAUUGUCCGAGGUACUGUUUUCUUUCUAUCAUCUUUCGUGGUGUUUUCUGUUAGUAUCUUUAUUUUAGAAAUGUUUCAAAACUCGUUUUUUUAUAACUGCUGCUGCAUACCCUUCUUGUUUGAUCUGAAGAGAUGGAGUA
Messenger RNA from Sycon ciliatum, 2146 nucleotides. RefSeq lists its product as uncharacterized. NCBI's taxonomy places the organism in Eukaryota, Metazoa, Porifera, Calcarea, Leucosolenida, Sycettidae. The transcript is spliced from 9 exons. Gene Ontology annotation, molecular function: protein binding; ubiquitin protein ligase activity. The record is from RefSeq and is a predicted model, not a curated record. Gene Ontology annotation, biological process: protein polyubiquitination; proteasome-mediated ubiquitin-dependent protein catabolic process. Bases 19 to 1368 code for a protein of 449 amino acids.